AAAUUCUAUGAGUAUAAACAGUAUAAGAAAGGGUUGAAAGCUGCUGAUCAAAUAUUGAAAAAAUUUCCUGAACAUGGGGAGACAUUGGCUAUGAAAGGAUUGUUUCUUAACCAUAUGGAUAGGAAGGAAGAAGCUCAUGAUUUCGUACGCAAAGGGCUUAGGUUUGAUCUGAAGAGCCAUAUUUGUUGGCACGUAUAUGGAUUGUUACAUCGAUCCGAUAAAAACUACGGUGAAGCUUUAAAGUGCUAUAAUCAAGCAUUAAAAUUUGAUAAGGAUAAUAUGCAAAUCCUUCAAGAUUAUUCCUUGCUCCAAAUUCAAAUGCGAAAUUAUGAGGCUUUUAAUGAAUCAAGACUUCGUCUUUUGAAUUUAAGACAUAAUAAUCAAAGAUAUUGGAUUGGACUUGCUAUAUCUUAUCAUCUGCUAGAAAAUUAUGAAAUAGCCGAAAAAGUAUUGAAAGCUUACGUGGAUACUUUAAAGGAAAAACCAGGUCCUAUGAAUUUUGAACACAGCGAGAUGCUGCUAUAUCAUAAUCUUAUAAUAGAAGAAAGUGGCAAGUUUGAUAAAGCUUUGGAGCACUUAGAAUCCAUUGAAAAUGAUAUUUGUGAUCGUCGCUCAUGGAAAGAAAAGAGAGCCUUCUUUCUGCUGAAACUUGAAAGAUAUCAGGAAGCAAAGAUAGCUUAUGAAGACUUGAUUGCUGACAAUCCCGAUUGUUAUGAUUAUUAUAAUGGCUUGUUAUUAGCUUCCCAAAUAAAUACCAAUGAGUUGUCCUCUGAACAACGCGAAAAAGUUAUUGAAAUUUGUCAAGAAAUGGCAACAAAAUAUCCAAAGUCAAAUCUUUUAAAGCUACUUCCUAUAGAACAUACAGCUGAUGAAAGAUUUAAAGUAGAAGUAGAUAAAUAUAUGCAAGCAGCUCUUAGAAAAGGUGUCCCUUCAUUAUUUGUUAAUCUUAAAAAACUUUAUGCUGAUCCGAUAAAGGAGGAUACAAUUGAGAAAUUGGUUGAAGAAUAUCUCCAAAAUCUAAAGACGUGUAACACUUUCACCAAAAGUUCGGAUGCUGGUGACGAAAUUGAAGAACCUACAGCGUAUCUCUGGACUCUCUAUUUGUUGGCUCAACAUUACGAUAACAAACGUGAUACUACAAGGGCUCUCAAGUUGAUCGAUGAAGCAAUCGAACACACACCAACUUUAGUAGAAUUAUAUAUGACAAAGGGCCGUAUACUCAAGCAUGGGGGAGACCUUAAUAAUGCCAUGAAAGUUAUGGACGAAGCCCGAGAGUUGGAUCUUCAAGAUAGGUUCAUCAAUUCGAAAUGCACAAAGUAUAUGCUUCGGAAUAAUCAACCAGAAGAAGCUCUAAAAACAAUUGGAUUAUUUACUAGAGGCGACGCUCCUGAUCCAUUAACGGAUCUUAUAGACAUGCAGUGUAUGUGGUAUGCACUCGAGGAAGGGGAGUGUUAUAGGAGGCAGAAUAAUUUAGGCAAAGCUCUUAAACGUUUUCAUCAAAUCGACAAGCAUUUUGCAGAUAUAACGGAUGAUCAAUUCGAUUUUCAUACAUAUUGUCUACGCAAAGUUACUCUUAGAGCAUACUUGAGCAUGUUACGACUUGAAGAUCAGCUACGUUCACACCCCUAUUAUUUCCGUGCCGCGAAAAAUGCCAUAGAGAUCUAUCUUUAUCUAAAAGACAAUCCAAAAUCAGCCAAUGGUGAAGAAAGUCAAAAUUAUGAAAAUAUGACAGAAGAAGAGAUUAAGGCUGCCAAGAAAGCCAAAAGUAAAGCCAAAAAAGCUGCGCUUAAGGAGGCAAAAAAAGCUUCUCCGGCAAAAGAGGAUCAAUCGAAAAAGAAAGUACAAGAUGAUGACCCGGAAGGCGAAAAAUUUCUGAAGGUAGAAGAUCCUUUAGGGGAAGCAUUCAAGUUCCUUCAACCUUUGCAAAUAUUGGCUUCGAAAAGAAUAGAAACACAUUUAUUAGGAUUUGAAUAUUACAUUCAAAAAAAAAAGUAUUUACUCGCUCUUAGGGCUCUAAAACGAGCAUAUAAUAUUGAUAAAGAAAAUCCAGAAUUACAUGUAAAUAUAAUACGAUUCAAGUUUGAAGAAGAAAACGAAAAAAGAGAACCGUUACGUGAUUCUACUGAAUAUCAAACAAUUUUUAAAGUUGUUAAUACAGUAUUACCAACCAUACUUCCCGAUAAUACUUCCUUAGAAGUAUAUACUGAGGAAUUUUUAGCAAGGAAUAAAGGGUCCAUGUCACAUUUAUUAGCUGGCUCUAAUGCAUUAUUGCAAAUAAAUCCUGAUAAUAAACAAGAAGUCACAAAUUUAUUGAUGAACUCUAUUAAGGAUGAAUUUUUGAGUACGAGAACACUAAAGGUAAUUAUUCAAGUAAUAUGUAUGUAUUUCUCUUUUUCGAUUCGACUAUUUACAAUUUAUUUAAUUUUAUGA
Molecule: messenger RNA, 2430 nt
Organism: Rhizophagus irregularis DAOM 181602=DAOM 197198
Lineage: Eukaryota; Fungi; Glomeromycota; Glomeromycetes; Glomerales; Glomeraceae
Source: RefSeq, a predicted model, not a curated record